Molecule: messenger RNA, 2636 nt
Organism: Suillus discolor
Lineage: Eukaryota; Fungi; Basidiomycota; Agaricomycetes; Boletales; Suillaceae
Exons: 18
Coding region: 1-2310 (769 amino acids)
Source: RefSeq, a predicted model, not a curated record
AUGACCAAUCCUUUUGAUAUCGCAUUCCCUUUGCUUUUGUCGUGGAUCUGCCUUGCCGUUAGGGUAGGGAAGUCGAUACACCCUUCACGCAUCAGUUUGAGAAUGUCAUCAGGUCGUAGUGCAAGGGUUCUUGUCGUGAAUGAUGGUGCUUUAAGACUGUCGCUAGUGGUAGUGCGGCUUGGGUCACUCCAACGAAGAGGACGCAGAGAUGUAAGUGAGAAUAGACUGGCCUUAUCUCUCGAGCGUUCCGACGUUCACGCAAACAAGAUACGUGAGGCCCUCUACGUGCCUUACUCUUCCCAAGAUUUGGGAGCCAAAGUAUUUCAGAAUGGUAACGAGACUCCGGGCAAACUAAAUGUGUAUAUGAUGUGCAGCUUGGAUCGCUCUAAUGAAGUAGAGGAAGAUACAUGGAAGUACGGGCGUCAUCUCAAGGCGCCCGGUGCAAUGUACGAUGAAGCACAUGCCUUCAAUUUCGGAACCGAUGUUUCACUAUUCCAAUCGCAGGCUUCUAUCUGCCGCUAUGAUUCGCAAUCAUUGCAACCCGGCGUUGAUACCCAACCCCGAAGCCAGCGCCUAGAUUCAGUGGGCAAUGGUCAUUGGGCCUCAAACAAAUUAGGUUUCCAUUCAAUAUCCACUGGGUGCAUCACGAGGGUACCACAGCUGAAGAGCGCUGAAGCGCUGACACUUGGCCGCUUCCCUUGUCCUCUCAACAUAUCUGGUAUCGCCGUCGAUUCCAGGAAGUCGAAACUGGAUAUAGAGUCUGCUAAAGUAUGGAUCGGCGACUCACAUGUGCCAAUUGAACGCAAAGGAAGAAAGAGUUUGCGACGGACAUUUUCUCCUCCCGUGGUGCUUUCUCACGGGGAUAAAUUUUCCUUACAUAUGGAUUGCCUUGACAAGCCAUGGUUUAAUACGAAGACCGAAGAUUUUCUUUUCAACCCAGAAGAGAUGUUCCGCGUGUAUAGUGCAAGCAAAGGACACGAAUAUACCACACAUCAUAACAAAAUCAAAAUCGUCAUCUACUUUUCCAGGAAUCCAACAACUAUUCCUCGGUUCCGAAUUCUAGUGAUAGGAAAGACUGGCGUCGGCAAGUCAUCGCUAAUCAGCCACAUAUUUGGAGUGGAAGAAAUGAUCAAUUUGCCUGGGGCCAGCAUUGAUCAUGAGUUCAUCUCACCUCAAAACGACAAGUUUGUUCUCCACGGUAGCAAAGGUUUUGGACUCAGAGACAACCUUGAAACAAUUCGAGAUUUUAUUGACCGUCGGAGGAACAUGUCUCCGGAACAUCAGCUGCAUGCUGUUUGGCUCGUCAAUCAGAUACAGCAAACUCUAGAUAAAACUUCCCUCAAAGGAUUGAGCAAUGAAGCCAUCAAGGAACUCGCAAAGAAGAACGCAGAAGCCGAGCUGCAGGAUAUCUGCAUCAGACCUCUAGAGAAAUUUGCAGGGUCCAAAAUUCCCCACGCUGCGAUCUCUAGUGUGUAUCAAUACUUCAUCAAGUUCAUGCCCAACGAAGACUAUAAGAAGACACUCGCCCACCUGAUUCAGAUAACUGAAAACUGUGUCAGUCAGCAUUUUGCAUCCAAGGCUACAGUGGUGACCUCCAUCCGAGUCGCUCAACGAGUGGAUCCUGGACUCAAAAUAAAGGCAUCAUUCGAUGUCAGGAUUGCCAAGAAAAGAUACCGGAAGACGUUCUCAUGUUGUUGCACAAUAUUCAAGAAGCGCAAGAUGUGGGAUUUUCUACAUGUGCUUCAUACUGACAUCGUCAAUGUGUGGAACUUCUACGACCUUCAUCAUCACUUGAACAGCCAAAAGUUCAGGGAAUCGAUAAUAAAAAUGGUCGAAGUUGAACCUACCAAAGGACAUCGACACUUCUUCAGCCGCGUGCCAGUGAUUCAGCACUUCAUGUCCUACAUAGUCCACUUGACGCUUGUGUCACAGACACUUUAUUUCGUGUCGGGAGGCCGGGAAAUCACCCGUAGGGCCAUCAAGCUCGCAGUCUCUUCCUACCUCACCUCCCCAAUGAGAACAGAGGCUCGUACUUGGAUUCAGGCUUGUGAUAGGCAAUUGACCAUCCUGGACUGCGUGGAUCAGGAUAGAAUCGUUGAGGGCAUACGAUCGUAUACCAUCAAUGCGACACAAAGGGUCGAACGUCAGGAAAACACACAAAGGGCCGAACAUCGGGAAAACAUUCACCCGAGUGCCCCCAUUAAUACUCCCGCUAUCGUAUUUCACCCUACUGUGGAUUACACUCCUACCAUCAAUUACACUCCUGCUAUGAACUACCCUACUACCGAAUGGUUUACACGUCAGGGUUGACAAUAUUUAGGAGCAUGUCGUACCAAAUGUGAGAAAGAUACCUCAAUCCCAGGACCGACAUGCCAUUAUUUGUCGAUAAGAAUUGCUGCAAAUUUGAAAGUAAGGAUAUGGACCGCAGCGACUCUGGUCGUGCAGCCGCACCCCAAGCACUCUUCAUGUGCUAGCCGACGCCGCUACGUUCGAAAGUAAAAUUACUAAAAUGAAAAGGGGGACGUGCCUCGUGCCUGGCCGCUCAGUCAGGUUCAGUCCUGCAACUCUGUACUAUGGAUGACUUCCCGUGAGGUGAUACUUUAGGGAGGUGUGCCGCAAUGCCGGGUGACCGUAAC